Messenger RNA from Carassius auratus (goldfish), 2552 nucleotides. Its product is annotated as transmembrane protein 87A-like. The record is from RefSeq and is a predicted model, not a curated record. Gene Ontology annotation, cellular component: Golgi apparatus; membrane. The transcript has 21 exons. Gene Ontology annotation, biological process: retrograde transport, endosome to Golgi. Bases 62 to 1846 code for a protein of 594 amino acids. NCBI's taxonomy places the organism in Eukaryota, Metazoa, Chordata, Actinopteri, Cypriniformes, Cyprinidae.
GGAUGUAGAUUUCGCACAGGGAAGUGUAGCUCGCGCAUAAGUUGGAUCUUCUUCCUUAACAAUGGCGACUGUCACGACCGAACCAUUGCUAUCGACAAGACUCAGAGGAGUUCUGCUUGUUGUCAUUCUUCAUCUUGUAUUAAUACCACCGCUGGAUGCUAUUUCAGAGCUGGGAAAAUGGAUCCAGGAUGUGGAUAAUGUAGGGGCGAACCCAAAGUUCUACUAUUUUCCAAAGACAAUGUUCAGUAAUACUUCAAUUGAAAUAAAAGUGCUCAGUGAAAAGUGUCAUGGUUCUGUAAACUUAUCAUGGACAAUAUCAUGGUUUUUGCGGAGUUCUCCUUGCUACGAUGAAGUGUUUGGUCUUGAUUCUCAAACAGCAGAACUCUAUUUUAACGACAAUGUGCGCGAAGGAAGCAAUGGGUUGUACAUAAACCACAAGUAUGAGCCUAUAACGUGCGAAUUUAGUAUUCCUGGAAAUAAGCUUGCAGUAGAAAACAUUGAUUUGCCUAAACCGCUAAAACCAAUGAAUCCGGAAACCAUAAAUCCACAAGGCAGACGAAGGAGGGAUGCAGAGAAGACCGAAGUGCAGACGAAAGAUGUGGCAGCAAAAAACCCAUCGAGUGCUCCAAAAAGCAAAGACUCUUUAUCGGUGAAGAUCUCCCUAAAACAGUCUAAAUCACGCACUGAAGUGGCAAAAACCUGGGAAGACAGCCCUUAUAUGUUCAUCAUCAGAACUGAAACAAAUCAACCUGUCCAAGAACCUGCCUCAAAAUCAAGCAUAAAACUGGAGGUCAGGAUGUACGGCUCCCAUCAAUACAUCUCAGCAUCUGAAUGGCCAUUGAUGAUUUUCUACAUGGUGAUGUGCAUCAUUUAUGUGCUUAUGGGCGUGCUUUGGUUGGCUCUGUCUGCGUGUUACUGGAGAGACCUGCUUCGGAUUCAGUUCUGGAUUGGAGGAGUGAUCUUUUUGGGCAUGAUUGAGAAGGCAGUCUACUACGCAGAGUUCCAGAGCAUCCGUUACGAUGGCCAGUCAGUUCAAGGGGCAGUGGUGUUUGCAGAGGUACUUUCAGCUGUGAAAAGAACCCUGGCUCGAGUGCUGGUCAUCAUUGCUAGUCUUGGAUAUGGCAUAGUCAAACCAAGACUAGGGGCAUUGCUGCACAGGGUGGUGGGGGUUGGACUGCUCUACCUCAUCUUCUCCAUCAUAGAAGGAGUACUGAGAGUCAACACGCUUAAUGUUUCUCUCUCGCAGGAGCAAGGUGGUUCAAGCAGGCUGCUUUGUGACAUUGUUAUGGCCCUCAUUGAUUCUUGUAUUGUCUGGUGGAUCUUCAUUAGCCUGGCCCAGACGAUGAAGCUCCUUCGGCUGAGGAGAAACGUGGUCAAACUGUCCCUUUACCGACACUUCACCAACACACUCAUAUUCGCUGUCAUCGCUUCUGUUAUAUUUAUUGUGUGGACAACAAAGACCUUCAAGUUAUCCAAGUGCCAAUCUGACUGGAGAGAGCUGUGGAUAGAUGAUGCCUUCUGGCGCUUCCUAUUCUCAAGUAUCCUGCUCGUGAUCAUGUUCUUAUGGAGGCCAUCAGCCAACAACCAGAGGUAUGCCUUCAGUCCACUGGUGGAUGAGUUUGAGGAAGAAGAGGAGCAGCUAAUGAAUGAUGCCUUCGAGGGUGUGAAAAUGAGAGGAAUGAAACCAGAGACCAACGGAAGUGCCAAACCAAGCAAAGUGGAUGAAGAUCUCAAAUGGGUUGAGGAGAACAUUCCCUCAUCAAUGGCUGAUGUUGCACUGCCACCUCUGCUAGACUCAGACGAGGAGAUCAUGACCACAAAAUUUGAGAUGUCCAAAAUGGAGUAGAUCUAGGAAGAAGAUGUAAUGUAUAAAAUCUGAACGAAAAUGCAAAACUGCUUUAUCCCAAAAUAUGAGCUUUUCAUAUGCAGCGUCUGUAAAUAUGUGGGGCGAUGAGGGUAAUGUACGAAAGGACUUUUGUUUUUAUUUUGAAUUGCCUGUUUGUAUUUAUAUUUUCUCAGAUAAUAUGGCGUAAGAGUUUCUUAAAACAUAACUGUAAAUUGCCUUUGACUGUUGUUUAUUUGUCUACUGGACAAAAUGUGAUUAAAACAUUAGUUUGUGCAUUUUGCUUUUUCACUAAGAGGCUUUUGCACAACAAUCCUAUUAUUGAUUACAUAAAGAUGGGAAAACAUGUCAGAUAAAAGCUUGCUCUUCUGGUUUUCUUUAAUUUGUUUUACGUUGUAUACCUUUCUGACCUGGUGGUAUUUUCAGUAAAAGUGGCCAUUAAGUGUCAUCAUGUUGGACUGUGCACCAUUAAGCAGAUUGCCUUUCAAUGAAUUUAUCUGACGUGAGUUUUUAAUGCUCUGUUGUCAUAGUUAAUAGACACUCGCCUGCCUUUUGGGUUCUGUUAGAUUACAAGGGGAAAAUCAAUUUUCAGGAGUUUUGUCUCUACACUAAAACCUCUUUUUACUUUUUUUGCCCCCCCGUUUGAUUGCACUGCUGGCCACAGUAUAUCUAGCAGCAUAUGCAAAUAAACUAUUUUUAAUACCAAAAA